Messenger RNA from Jatropha curcas, 747 nucleotides. RefSeq names its product olee1-like protein. The record is from RefSeq and is a predicted model, not a curated record. Lineage: Eukaryota; Viridiplantae; Streptophyta; Magnoliopsida; Malpighiales; Euphorbiaceae.
UAAUGAUCCAACAUCAAUAGUACAUUGAUCAAAUACCAAGAGCUGUAAUACGUAAACUCAGUAAAAAAAUGGCAAAGAGCUUUGCUUUUGCUGGCCUCAUUGCCUCUGCUCUUUGCUUCUCCUCUCUCUUUAGCUACGCCUUCGCUGGCGCCAACAUGUUUGUUGAAGGAAAAGUAUACUGCGACGUUUGCCGCGUCGAGUUCGAAACCAAGCUCAGUGAACCCAUCAAAGGUGCUGUAGUGAAGUUGGAAUGCAAGAUCCGAGAGAACAACACACUGACUUACGCGGUGGAGGGAGAGACUGAUCCGCAGGGCAUUUACCGGCUACCGGUGGAGGGCGAACACGAGGAAGAUAUUUGUGAGGUUCGGUUGGUGAAGAGUGGAAUGACAGACUGUAUAGAACCAUUCAAAAGUACGGAUCGAGCACGUAUUUUACUUUCCCAAAAUGUUGGAGUGGUUCAAGCAAGCCGAUACGCUAACCCUUUAGGGUAUAUGAAGAAGGAAGCUAACCCUAAUUGUGGACAGGUUCUUUUAGAUAUGGGCUUCCUUCCUAAUGUUGAUGUUUAAUUAAUAAUUUAAAUCAUUUGGAAAAUUUAUAUACAAUUUCUAAAUAAGUAAGCUUCAUACAUUUGUUUUUUUAUUGAUAAAUUUGUGUGUGUUUUGUGUUAACUAUGUCAAUAUUGUAGUAGCUCAGUGACAUUGGUGGAAUUAUAACAAAACUUUACCAUAAUAUCCACCAUUGAGCUCA